AUGGGGAAAUUUCUGCACGUCCUGAUGCGACGACAAAACGGUGCUAAAACGAGAAGUCGUGAAAAACGAAUCACGCAAAACAAUGCUCCAAAGAAUAUCCCUCCAGCAGGAGUUUAUCAGGCUGUCUCACAAAACUUCAAGAUGGAUUUGCCUCCUGGAACGUUGCAGUCUGAUAUAGAUCAGAUGGUCUUCAAGUCAGAUUGGACAUUAAACCCACAGUGGGAAGUCCGACUGGUUGGAGUAAAGACAAAGCGUGGCUGGGAGUAUGUAUUCAGGCAUAGAGCGACGGGUAAAGAGUAUGAUGAAGUGGAUCUGCUCCGUUAUCGCCAUUCUUGGGCGGACAUGAGUGAAAAACAACGACAAGAGAGAUUAGCAAAAGGAACUUCCCCAUAUCUGGGAGGGGGAGGCGGGAUCCGAAGAGGAUAG
Molecule: messenger RNA, 426 nt
Organism: Aspergillus pseudonomiae
Lineage: Eukaryota; Fungi; Ascomycota; Eurotiomycetes; Eurotiales; Aspergillaceae
Exons: 2
Coding region: 1-426 (141 amino acids)
Source: RefSeq, a predicted model, not a curated record